Messenger RNA from Tetranychus urticae (two-spotted spider mite), 1114 nucleotides. RefSeq names its product RNA-binding protein S1 (gene RnpS1). The record is from RefSeq and is a predicted model, not a curated record. Gene Ontology annotation, biological process: mRNA splicing, via spliceosome. Gene Ontology annotation, cellular component: cytoplasm; nucleoplasm; ASAP complex. Gene Ontology annotation, molecular function: RNA binding. NCBI's taxonomy places the organism in Eukaryota, Metazoa, Arthropoda, Arachnida, Trombidiformes, Tetranychidae.
UUGAGGAACUCUGUUCGUAAUUUUUUGAAAGUCCCUUUGUAUGUUAAGUUAACCGGUUUGGAUAUUGAAGUCUAGUGAGAAAAUUGAGCCCACAUUUUUACUUUCCAUCAACUAAUCAUCUAUUUAUUUAUCAUGGCACCGGCUCGAUCUCGAAGUCGAACAAGGGAAGAUCGAAAACGUAAAAAGAGUGAAUCCAGUGAUUCUGAGUCCAGUGGAAGUGGAAGUUCCCGAUCUUCAAGUCAAAGUUCAUCUUCAAGUGGAUCAAGUGGAUCAAGCUCAUCAUCAGACUCUCGCAGCCGAUCAGCUUCUCGUUCUCGAUCUCGAUCACGGUCUCGAUCACGAUCACGAUCUCGGUCACGGUCACGAUCUGCUUCAUCGUCUAGUUCAUCAUCGCGAUCAGCAGCUUCUGGAGGUGACAAACGUAAAUCACCUGCUCGCCAUCGUAAAAGCCCGCCCUCACCACCUAAGGGAUCCAAAAUUCAUGUUGGACGGUUAACAAAAAAUGUAACCAAAGACCAUAUCUUAGAAAUUUUCAGUAUGUAUGGACCAAUAAGAAGUGCUGAUUUACCUCCAGAUCGGAUUCAUCCCCACCUCUCUAGAGGAUUUGCUUAUGUUGAUUUUGAAAAAGCUGAAGACGCUGAAAAAUCAAUCAAAUACAUGGAUGGCGGACAAAUCGAUGGCCAAGAAAUAACUGUCAGUCUUGUUUACGCUCAAAAACCGCGCAAUUAUGGUGGACCCAUGAUAAGGAGAGGUGGAGGUGGUGGAGGCGGCCCUAACUGGGGUCGUCGAUCAAUGCCCCGACGGAAUAGAAGAUAUUCCAGAUCUCCUCCUAGAUAUCGUCGUAGUCGCACAAGAUCAAGGACACCACCUCGUAAACGCCGUGGAUCUUCAUCUCGCUCAUCUUCUCGAUAACAUCGUCUCACAUGAAACAAACUAUGCCAUGGAUUGUAGUAAAAUUAAACGAGCAUAACUUUAAUUUUCCCUCAUUCAACUCUUUUUUGCUUGUAUUAAUUUCAGUUCCGUACAAAUUAAUUAUUCCUUAAUUGCGUUCACAUCAUGUUUGUAUCGACACAUCUUCAAUUUAUUCAUAAUAAAUCGAUUAAAAUAAUACUUA